UCUCCUGGGAACAAAGAUUCCCCGACGCUAGGAGAAAUGGAACUGCGCUCCCGGGUUUGUCUCAGACCAGAACGCACAGCGCCUACAACCGAGGAGCGUGCGUAAAGGCGCGCCGGGUGCCAAAUCAGCUCCCGACGGAACACAGCGCCUUGCCGCGACCAUGCACCUGGCUCUAGGCAACCAGAGCGCGAGGGGAAGCGCCGGCAACCUGAGCAUAGGAGGUCCGCUGCUGCCUUCGGCUGAGGACAGCCUGGGUCGCAAGGGCCUGGCGGCGGCGGCCGUGUGCCUGGGGGUCAUCCUGCUCCUCGGCUGCCUUAGCAACUUCCUGGUGGUGCUGAUCUUCGCCAGGUUCCGGUCCCUCCGCACGCCCAUCAACUUGAUCCUGCUCAACAUCAGCCUCAGCGACCUCCUAGUUUGCGUCUUCGGGACCCCGCUCAGCUUCGCCGCCAGCCUGCGUGGUCGCUGGCUCUUGAGUGGCGCCGGCUGCCGGUGGUACGGCUUCGCGAACGCCUUCUUCGGUGUGGUCUCCCUGGUCUCACUCUCCAUCCUUUCCUAUGAACGUUAUGUGAUGGUCCUGCAAAGACACACCAAGGCGAAUGUGUCUAGCUUCCAGAAGUCCUGGCUUUGUAUAGCCAUAUCUUGGCUCUACUCCUUGAUUUGGACCUUGCCGCCUUUCUUUGGCUGGAGCAGCUAUGGCUUUGAAGGGCCUGGCAUUACCUGCUCCAUCACAUGGCACCUCAGGACUCCCAGCAAUAUCUCUUAUGUCAUAUGUCUCUUUGUCUUUUGCCUUCUCUUCCCUCUCCUGACCAUGAUGUAUUGCUAUGGGAGAAUCCUGCAAGCUAUCCGACUGAUUUCUAGGUUUCACCUGACAUCUUUUCAGAAAAGGGAACACCACAUUCUAUUUAUGGUUGUAGCCAUGGUUACCUGUUAUCUCCUUUGCUGGAUGCCAUACGGGAUAGUCUCUCUGAUUGCAACAUUUGGCAAGCCUGGAACGAUCACACCAGCAGUGAGCAUCAUCCCUUCUAUUUUGGCAAAAGUCAGCACAUGUGUUAACCCUAUCCUUUAUGUGCUCUUGAACAAACAGUUUUAUGAGUGUUUCACAAUCCUUGUGAAAUGUGGGCCUGCGCUUCAGCACAUGAAAACCUCUUUUGAGUUCAAAAGUGAGCCAAGAUUCUCAGACAGUCGGCAGGGUAGAAGAAACUCACUUGCUUCAAAUGCGGAACAAUAAACAAGAAGAGGCCACAUGCUCUACAAGGCAACCCAAAAUGCUUGUGGUUUGUUACUAGUUCUAGCUUUAUAUUCUUGUUUGCCAUUAUAAUUGUUUAAAAUUUCAUG
Heteronotia binoei (common prickly gecko) is the source of this 1335-nucleotide messenger RNA. Its product is annotated as opsin-3-like. The transcript has 4 exons. NCBI's taxonomy places the organism in Eukaryota, Metazoa, Chordata, Lepidosauria, Squamata, Gekkonidae. Gene Ontology annotation, molecular function: G protein-coupled receptor activity. The record is from RefSeq and is a predicted model, not a curated record. The coding region runs from base 161 to 1228 and encodes 355 amino acids. Gene Ontology annotation, biological process: G protein-coupled receptor signaling pathway; visual perception. Gene Ontology annotation, cellular component: photoreceptor outer segment; membrane.